AUGGAGCCACCGACCUCCUCCAGGCUGAAUUCCCGAAAGAGAAGAAAAGAUGGAUCUGGCCCCAAUGGGGCAACAGAACCGGAUGGAAUCCCUCCAAAAAUGUCGCGGUGCUCAUUUGGACUGAGAGAACCAGCUCCGUUUUCAGAUGAAGUGGAAAUCGAUUACAGCAAGCCAUAUAUCAGAGUAACAUAUGAAGAAGCGAUGAGAGGGACCCCUUUGGAGCGCCCUGUCAGAGUUUACGCUGAUGGAAUAUUUGACUUGUUUCACUCUGGACAUGCACGGGCCUUGAUGCAAGCAAAGAACCUCUUCCCAAACACAUACCUCAUUGUGGGAGUCUGCAGUGACGAACUAACCCAUAACUUCAAGGGCUUCACAGUAAUGAAUGAAAAUGAGCGGUACGACGCUGUACAGCACUGUCGCUAUGUGGAUGAAGUGGUGAGAAAUGCACCGUGGACACUCACACCGGAGUUCCUGGCAGAGCAUAGGAUCGAUUUUGUUGCACAUGAUGACAUCCCCUAUUCUUCUGCUGGCAGCGAUGAUGUUUAUAAGCAUAUAAAAGAAGCAGGCAUGUUUGCACCAACUCAGAGGACCGAGGGGAUCUCAACAUCGGAUAUCAUCACCCGAAUUGUGCGGGACUAUGAUGUUUAUGCCAGAAGAAACCUGCAAAGGGGCUACACAGCUAAAGAGCUCAAUGUCAGCUUCAUAAAUGAGAAGAAAUAUCACCUCCAGGAGCGUGUGGAUAAGGUGAAAAAGAGGGUGAAGGAUGUAGAGGAGAAGUCAAAGGAGUUUGUCCAGAAAGUGGAGGAGAAGAGUAUUGAUCUCAUUCAGAAGUGGGAAGAGAAGUCCCGGGAGUUCAUUGGCAAUUUCCUGGAGAUGUUUGGCCCAGAAGGUGCAUUGAAACACAUGCUGAAAGAGGGCAAGGGCCGGAUGCUGCAGGCCAUCAGCCCAAAGCAGAGUCCCAGCAGUAGCCCCACGCAUGACCGAUCCCCAUCUCCCUCAUUCCGCUGGCCCUUUUCAACCAAGACUCCUCCUUCCUCACCGGCCAACCGUGCCAGGAACGAGUCCACAGUCACCUAUGACAUCAGUGAGGACGAAGAGGAUUAAGCUACCAGCUGGGGUUUGCUGCGAGUCGCUGAUCACCGAAUCCCAAGUCCAGACCCACUGGGGAACUCUGAAUGAGCAAGAGAGCCAUGGGAGCAGGGCUGACAGUGGGCACGGGGCCCUGGAGGCACCUGUCGCUCUUAGCAAGGGUUGCUGCCUGGAAGCACAUUCAAAUAUCUUCUCCUCCUCCCUUCUCCCUCAAAUUCCCUUUUUAUUGUUUACGUUCUAAUGGUUUCCAGGGGAAAGAUGGUUUUUAUGUUUUAAGGAAGUACUCUUUUUAAAAAACACAAAGAAUAGCACUCAAGCAUGGAUCUUGUUUUUUGUUUCUUUUCCCCUGUUAAACCUCCAGGUGAGAGGGAGAGUGGGAUGCUAUGCCCAGACCUUUCUGUCCCUCCUUUUCUUCUGCUCCUCUGUCUUAUUCCUCCCAUGCCCAGGCAGUAUCUGUGCCACUGCCAAAUGAAAGAUCUUGCAGUUCUUCAACCAGUGUGACCUCGAAAGCGUGCAGGAAGCAGUUGAAUACAAAGGCUACUAGGAAAUAGAGACAUCUCUGCUGCACUGGAGCCGACAGGGAUCUAUCUGAUGGACUGUGUAGUGCUCUAGUGUCUCUUAGCUGAGCUUACCAGCAUGUUGCAGUGAAAACGUGCUGGGGAGUGGGAUACCAACUUGGCAUGCAGAUGGUAGGCCCUGUAAGAAGUUGCAGCACCACAGAAUCCUUCACCCUAUAAGUGUGCAGCAUUUGCAACUCCAAAUCUUUGAGGGCUGCAGGAGAAGGGUCUUUCCAGCUUAGCUUGACAAGGCUGCUAAAACUAGAGCUAAAAUUCAGCCCACAGUUGCUGUUGGGGAGAAGAGACUAAAUCUUUUCUUCAGAGCACUUGCUGUCUGCGUGUUUCCUUGGGUGUGUGAAAGACCACGUAGGAAAUGAAUGUGUGUGCUCCUUUGAAAAGUUUCUUGUCGCAGUCUCUGGUGUGUAAUACUUUUUACUGUCUGUCCAGAUGGCCUCUCAACACUGUGCCCGGUGCGUGUUUGUCUGCGUUUCAGUUGCUGUGCUCUAAGGGCUGGAACAGUCCUUUAUACUACUGGUGCUGUGAAGUCGCUGCUGUAAGGACAAAACGUGAAUUCAUAGGCCAAUUUGCUGUCCAUGUUGAUGUGUGCAGUUGGACAGAUGAACGGCAUGUUUUACCCCAGUUAAGGGUGAUGGUCCCGUGUGACAGUUACCUGGGUUACACAUUAAAUGCAAAAAUCUGUGCUCAUUUACGCCAGUCCCUAAGGGAGGAGCUGAAAGAGCAUCAGAGAGCUGCAGCUUUUUAAGAUUUUAAACAUAUAACCUGCUUGUUUGAAACCGUGGUUCAAGUCCUGCCUGCUGUUGUAUGUGAUAAAUGUAGAGCUUUGUUUCCUGGCAGCGGCCUGCAACUUCGCAUUGGCAGUUUCCCUCCCUGCGCUGCAUGACCGCGUACUGAGCAGGUCUGCGUGCUCUGUCCUGGCAGCCAUCGCACGAGGAAAUGGACUUGCUGUGUCAUAGCUAUGAAGCUCCCAAUUGCUUUUCUGGUAGGGUUUGCCUAUGGUGUCUGUUGGCUCUGGCUGGAGCUCCUUGGGCAAGUUACCCGGAUCCUCCUGCGAUGCUGGGAGCAGACGAGGACGGGCUCGGAGCUUGGUCAGCAGUGCCGCAGGGGGAUUCAAAGCAGGGAUAGAGGGCCCAGGGAAGAGCAAUGCCCUGGAGGUGCCUCAUCGAUGCUGCCGCAUGCUCUGUGCCCUGAGAUGCUUCUAGGGAGCACAAGUGUCCUGCAGGAGGAGCAAGCUGCCGCUUCCUGGCUUUUGUCUUGCUGCUCCUUUUGUCAUGCAGCCAAAAGGGCUUGACAGAGACUAAUAAAAGAGGCCCCUCUUUACACCCUGCUCAUGUUGAGACCAGAAUUGGUAUGGGAAAUGGUAUUUUGGGGGUUCCUCAUUUGCCACUUUGGUCUGUCAGCCGAGACGCGUACGGCUCUGGGAGCGUGGCUGGCUGCUAUUGAUUUUUAAGCUAGAACGAGCAAAUACGGUCACUUCAUAUGAACCAGUUUUUAAUCCCCUGGUUUAUGAGUGGUAGAGCACUUAUUUUACAUUACCCACGUUUUCUCUUCCCUAAUCUAACCCACUUUUUUUCACCCUUCCUUCAAAAACAGUGUUAAGUUACUUUUCCCCAGCCAGAUCACAAAGGCCAGGCUGCUUUAGAGCCUCGCUACUGUUUUAAACACAAGAUACGUAACAGUGUUCUGCAAUGUUAGUGUUUUCAAUGGUGGUUUGUUCUAUGGAGACCUGACAAAUUUCUCUGCAAAACCUGGGGUGCUUGGUAAGAAGCCGGACAUGGUUUUACCUGUAGCUUGGCAUAGGUAUAGCUGUUUCUUGUAACCAACAAUUCCUGCUUCCUCCUCACACUUAAAUUAAAAUGGACACUCGACUCUCAGACUAUUCUGUUUUUUUUUUUCUUUUGAUUUAUUUUUUUUGUGGAGGUGGAAAGGGAUGUUAUUUUCUCCUGGGUUGCUGGACUGGCCACAUCUCUGGUGCUGCCCUAUCCUAUUAGGAAUAGGACAGAGCUUGAUCUUUGGGCAAGAUGUGUGAACUGGGUUCUCCAGGGACAUCUUGUCAAUCACAAAUAUCCUCCGUGCUGCUGCUUCAGGGCUGUCCCGCACACCCCUAACCUGUCCUGCUCCCUUUAAAAGAAUCAUCCAGAAGGUGUGUGUUAGAAUUAGGCGUGAAGUAAGAGGCAGAGUGGAAAAACAAAACUUCACUAGGAUGCCUUGAAGAAUGUGCAGUCCUCAUGUGGAGCUUUAAUGUUGCUAAAUCCAGAGGCAUCAACUUCUGUGAGACAGCCCUGCUGCCAUUCCCCCUCUAAAUCUUGGGCAUGAGAUCGCUGGCCUUAGGACCCUGCUGCUGCAAGUGCAUUUUCUCAUGGCGGAGAACAGCAGCAGGGAAAAACUGAAAGGUGCCAAGGAUGCUAGUAUAAGCAGGAGUUGAAGAACAUGGCAUUUGAAUAGCGUGGUGGUAGGGUUACAGGAGAAAGUUCUUAAUAUCUUGGAAAGUAUAACACACACCUGCACUCAAAUAUUUUUUUAGAGAGUUGGGACUUCAGUGGGAUCUAGUUCUUGUAACCUGAAGCAGAUGCUGGGGUAGUGAAUACACUUGGCUGUAGCAGUGACUUUGGGGCAGACCAGCACUCUCUGCAUCUUCCCCCCCUGCCCUUAGGGAGGAUGUCGUGCUGUGAAAGGCUCCCUUUUAUAAAGCCUGCAGAUUUUCUGCCUGCUGUAGAUGUGAGGCUGGGUCUGGUUGUCUGGCAAGGGGGCCAAGUCUCUUAUUUUGCUGCUUGUCUGUAUGUUGUGUCUUGUCAAAGCCAUGAGAUUUCUGGCCCCCAGCACUCCUGCUGGUGCCUCGAAAGCUGUGUCAGUAAGGAUUGUCUUCUGUUACCGCUAAUCUGUCAAACCAUGUCAAAUUUGACAAUCUUGUAACUAAUUGCCAUUGUAUUUUCCAGUUGAGCAGUUUGACUGAACACAGCCACUCGCAAAAAGUUGAAUAGCUGUUUUUCCACCUCCUGGGACAGAGAACUUGCUUUUUCCCCAGAAUGAGUAAAUGAAAUAGAUAAUAUUUGGGAACUUUGGAUUUCUGACUCUUCCCUUCCUCAAAACGUCACCCUGGCCAAAGGUAACGUGGCAGGAGGGGAUCGAGAGGGCACCAGGGUCCAGGUCACGUGAAGCGGACCAGCACUUGGGUGGUGCCCAGCAGCGGGCUCUGGUCUUGGUGUUUGGGUGUCUGCUGUACAUCUCCCACCGGGCUGUCUCAGCUAGCCCUUCUCCGGCCCCAGAGCCAUGGCUGCCUUGGGAUGUCUCUUCUCAAUCAGUGUUCACCAUGCUGGUUUCUCUCUGUGGGCCUAUGUGCACAAGUGUGUCUCUUACUGGCUUUUUUUUUUUUUUUGCUUUAUGUUUAGCCAAAUAAAUGCAAAAGUAAUUUUA
Struthio camelus australis is the source of this 5078-nucleotide messenger RNA. Lineage: Eukaryota; Metazoa; Chordata; Aves; Struthioniformes; Struthionidae. The record is from RefSeq and is a predicted model, not a curated record.